UUGACAUUUUAAAGACAUAAAUCAUGAACUAACAGCUGUUGAUACAGGUCAUAAUUUUCCAYUAAACAAAGAAAAAACGUAAGCAUACGAGGAGCUACACAAUGACGAGAAACAAUAGCGUCAAAUGACCAAAAAGCAGGCGAAAGAACCAAAGAUAAUGCGAGGARCCGGACUUCAAAUGAGAMCGUGACRUGAAUGAUGUCUCUUCGAGGUAAUUAAUUGCACAGAUCAACCAGAUAUCAUAGUAAAGUUCGACUCAUGCAAUCUCAUAAGAGAAGCUAUUUUAAACUCCAGUCGAUUCGACAUAGACAAAUUGAAGAUAAUGCGAUAGCUGAAAACUUUAUAACGAACCAAUAUUCCCCGGAAUAUUUCAUGCAAAAUCAAAACUACUAAAGAUUAGAUUCUGUUUUUUCACGAAUUUCUGGAACGCCCACAGUUUAUUUGAAUAGUUUAAAAGCAAUUACRUUGAAUACACCUAAAACAAUGAAGAUCUUCCAAAACCAAAGCGACACAUACAGAGAAAAACACGAAAACUUUACCUUUCCAUAAUGAUGUUUUAGAAACCUCCUACGCAGUARCUCUUCGUCGUUUAUCGUAGAUUCAUUAAAUACGAGAACAAAUGAAGUCUUCUUGCGAUGYUUKUGYGYGAAACUUCUUUUCGACAACGCUCGCAAAACACAGAUGCACAAGACAGAUACGGAAAGCCUCUUGGUGAAGGUUACACGGUGAAGCGAAUCGUUGGAGUCAACUGGAAAUACAAUCGUGACCGAAUGCGCUGGCGGCGCGGAAUGCUACCUAGCUCCACGGUGGUCCCRAGUGUCUCAAGCCCAAAUAUAAAUAAGCAUCUUUGUAAAUAYGUCAGKUUCUCACAUUUAUCUUUGCAGCUUCCGAAUAACUUACCACGCAACUAAAGUCAAUAAUGGAAAUCCCAUUUGUCAAUAAAAGUGAAAAAAUAGAAAACGGCAUUUAUUAAACGUUGACACCAGACGUCUGCGAGUUAUUUGAAGGGAACCUGAUAGUGUUCCGUGAAAUUAAUACAAAACAAAUCCCCUUCAAAAAAAUGUCAUCGGCGAUAUCUAUCUGCUGACUGAUUGAUCACUGCUUGGACUGAUAGUCAUUACAGCUGCUCUCACUUAUCGCAGAAUUUACUGACGAAAAACUAUUAAUUCGAUGACAAAAUUAUGCCAACAUGAACAUGAAUCAAGGCAAACACGGCUAUGAAAUGAAGUUUAAGAACAACGAAGGGAGAAAGAGAAAAGGAAAAUACAGCGAGAAGAAGGCUUUGUAAAUAGGCUUAUGAAAAAUUAAGCAAUGAUAAAUUAAGAAAACAAGGAGGAAACCAAGAGUGGGAUGCGAAAAGAGAAAGAAAAUUACAAACGAAAAUGCGMGAGAAAACGCUAAGGAAGAUAAUUGUAUUUCUGAAGGAUUUCGAAGGCAGCAUUGAAAUAACUGAUGAUUGACUAGAACCCAUUUUGCGACCCCCAGAUGGAGUUACUUCCCACUGAUGAACUGCACCGUCAAAAAGGCAUACCAAGUUUCUGGAGUGUUGCUAUAUCGGCCAAAGUCAGCGUUGGUGAGUACAAAAGUGUCCCUACAGCCGUGAUAACGAACAGCACAGUAAAYAAGGUGAGCAUGAACGAAGACAUCGCGAGUACCGAGUCUUGUCUCUCGGUCAACGAUCACCAUAGUGACGGCAACAAACAAAAAGAAACUGUCGAGAAAGARAAKAAACGUAAUACAUUAGACAAGURUUGUCCGUGYAUCGAUCAGAGGACACUGGUACCUAAAGCMUUUUACACAUUCUUCUAUACUGGGAUCGGUGCUCUUUUCCCGUACCUGCCUGUGUAUUUUAAACAGCUGCAUCUUACUCCUCACGAGACWGGGGUGUUAAUWGGUGUACGUCCUCUUAUACAGUUUCUGGCUACGCCCAUCUGGGGUGCAAUAGCUGACCGGUACUGUAAAGGGAAAGUAAUUCUUCUUAUGUCGAUUCUUGGUUGGUUGGUAUCGAAUGUCUUAUUGGCCCUAGUGCCAGAGACUAGACACACUAGGUUGUGUGAUAACACCGUGGAUUAUGAUCCAACGAUGAAGCAGCUUAGCGAUACAGCUAUGCGUAUGAAGCGAACACUUWAUAACAUUUCAUUGGCCAAGACAUCAGACAAGGUAUAUUUUGACAAAAGCGCACGACUCUACGAUAACCAUACAAUAACAUAUGAGCCCWCUGAACRAUAUCAACGACCUUGGAUGAUAAAUCUAUUGGAAGAUGAUUAUGUUUUGCAUGGUAAUAUCUCAAGUGAUAUUCGAAUAUUCCGAUACUUAUUAGCUGUUACAGUAUUAGGGACAUUGUUGUCUGCUCCAACUCAUGCUAUGGCAGACACUGCAACUUUAACGAGUCUAGAAGGAGCCUUACACAAGUAUGGUAGAGUACGCCUKUGGGGSUCACUCGGUUGGGGUGUGGGGGGAUUUUCCGUUGGUUCMGCGGUCAGUACAAGUUACUCAACACGAUGCAACGGCGAGAUUAUCAUCGAUUAUUUCCCGUGUUUUUACGUGUAUGCGGUUGCUAUGGGAAUGGCUCUCAUGUGUGCUACUCAGUUUCGCUACAGCAAAUCAGUCGAUGAGCUGGAGCAACCGAAUGCUUCAACAAUUAGAAAUGCUAUCAAGGUGCUCCGUAGUCCUCAGUAUUGUUUUCUUUUAGUCAUUGCUUUUUACUGUGGUUCAGCUACAGGUUUCAUCGAGACAUUUUUAUUCUGGUACCUACAUGAGAUGGGCGGUGGACAAUUCUUGUUUAGUGUGAUCAAUGGAAUGAAUUGUGCAGCCGAAGUUGGCGUGUUCUUYGUGACAGACCGUUUAAUAUCUUGCUUUGGSCAUCUCAACAUCAUCUAUUUAGCRCUURUWUGYUACUCYKUUAGGUUUAUAUACUUUUAUUUUGUAAUGAGCCCAUGGUGGGUAAUACCAGCGGAGUUGCUCCAGGGAAUAACAACAGCAGCKCUUUGGGCUUCCUGUGUGUCGUAUGUAGGGCUKCAUCCGGGUGCUUCYCACACUUUACAAGGRAUACUGAAUGGUGUWUAUAUGGGACUGGGGUUUGCUGCUGGKGGGUUUGUCGGGGGAGGGGUAGUGCACWUGGUUGGUAUGCGCAAUGCUUUCCUGGUGUAUUCCUUGGUYAGUUUUAUUAUCUGUAUYUUAUUUUACAUCUUGAAUAGGUAUCACAAAAAUUAGUAGGCAGUUCAAGAAAUUUUGGAAUAAAAUGUCAAAUCUUAUUGGCAAACAGGAGACUAAGGGUCAUUCAUAUACGYAUACAAUGCUAUUGCCAUAUGUCAUUGUAUAGGAGAGAAGCCGAAGAGAACUUGAACACUAGCUAAAAUAAUCAUUUUCUAUAGUAGAACUUCUAGUUUUCAGUAGAGAAUUUAACGGAUUUUGAACUUUUGAAAUUGCCAUGAUACAAGGGCUUUUACUGAUAGUGUGGUAAAACUCAUACACUGUGCAAAGACAUCGUGUGGUAAGGUAGAAACCAGCAUAGCAAACGAAUUCAACUCACAUGCCGCGACUCAGGAAGACUCGAACCCAUUCGAUUUAAUAGCCGAUUUGCGAA
This is a messenger RNA of Exaiptasia diaphana, 3586 nucleotides long. Its product is annotated as major facilitator superfamily domain-containing protein 6-like. NCBI's taxonomy places the organism in Eukaryota, Metazoa, Cnidaria, Anthozoa, Actiniaria, Aiptasiidae. The transcript has 3 exons. Gene Ontology annotation, cellular component: membrane. The coding region runs from base 1486 to 3213 and encodes 575 amino acids. The record is from RefSeq and is a predicted model, not a curated record.